Cottoperca gobio is the source of this 4888-nucleotide messenger RNA. It is a transcript of the gene anln, whose product is annotated as anillin, actin binding protein. The record is from RefSeq and is a predicted model, not a curated record. The transcript is spliced from 23 exons. NCBI's taxonomy places the organism in Eukaryota, Metazoa, Chordata, Actinopteri, Perciformes, Bovichtidae. Gene Ontology annotation, cellular component: actomyosin contractile ring. The coding region runs from base 200 to 3787 and encodes 1195 amino acids. Gene Ontology annotation, biological process: actomyosin contractile ring assembly; mitotic cytokinesis; septin ring organization.
GGUUUGUUCAACUGUUGAGUCUGCGCAGAAGGUGCGGCGCUGAAAUUCAAAUUUGAACAGUUGUUUUGUCCAGAAGAGGAACGAGAGGAGCUGAGAGCCGCUGUUCCAGGACACACCGUGUGUACACAACCUGUAACACACUACCUGUAACACACUACGUGUUUGAUAUAGUGCUCGACGAAGGAUUAACUGUCCAACAAUGGAUCCGUUUACUGAGAAACUGUUGGAGCGGACUCGAGCUCGCAGAGAGAACCUGCAGAAGAAAAUGGCAGACAGACCAAACGCAGCAAACAGACAGAUGGUGAAAAGGCCCCGCGAGCCGCUGGCUGACAGCAACAGUGUGACCAGUGAGCCAGUCGGUGAGAACGUUCCACAGGUGUCCUCCAAGCCUUCCCCCUCCAAGCGCAGGUGCUCAGAGGAAAACGUCCAGCCCGCAGCCGGUGAGGAGAACCAGGAGCCGACGAUGACACGGGCUUUGGCCCCAAUCCUGUCGGAUCCCCUCACAGACAAGAAGCCUCCGACGGGCCCCGCCAGCGUGCGACCCGCCUCGUCCCUGGAGAGGACUGCGGUCCUGUCCCAGCCGGAGAAGAUGGCUGCCAGCCCUGCUCCUAAUCCUCCACGCAGCAGAGAAGCAGUGAUGGUGUCUUCCAGUUCAGCCCCGCAGAGCAACAAGGAGCACCUGGUGGAGCACCUGGUGGAGGACUCGGCUCCUUCUGCUGCUGGCAUGAAGUCUCGUCUGCAGAAGCUCGCAGAGCACAGGAGGUUUUGGGAUGGCGACGACGCCCCCGAUGCAGAUCCAGACUGCGCCCCCCCUUCCCUGUUGAGACAAGCUGAAGUCCCACCAGCUGCCGCCCCCACUGUGUCCUCAGGACCUCCGGCGGGGAGGAGAGGCAGACUGGCCAACCUUGCUGCCACCAUCGGGUCCUGGGAAGACGACCUCAGCCACGCUAACAUCCCCAACCACGGCGCUAAAGAGAAGCCGGUUCCCAAGGGAGCAGUCAGAGACGCUGCUGUGGCCCCCAGCACUCAGCCAGGUGCUGCAGGCCGUGUGGGGGCAAGCAGCAAGUCUACGCCCAGCUCGCAGCAGGCGUUGUUUUGUCCAGCAAAGCCGAGCCGGGUGAUUCUCCCAAGUCCUCAGAGCGCCGACACUCCUGCAGCCAGGCCGGCGCUGAAGAGCUCCAUCCAGGGGGGGGCCUUCCCCUCCAGCCCCCAGAAGAGCUCCAUCCAGGGGGGGGCCUUCCCCUCCAGCCCCCAGAAGAGCUCCAUCCAGGGGGGGGCCUUCCCCUCCAACCCCCAGAAGAGCUCCAUCCAGGGGGAGGCCUUCCCGUCCAGCCCCCAGAAGAGCUCCAUCCAGGGGGGGACCUUCCCCUCCAGCCCCCAGAAGAGCUCCAUCCAGGGAGGGACCUUCCCCUCCAGCCCCCAGAAGGCCGGCCCUUCCUCCUCUACAUCAGUGCCUCAAAGUCCCCUGAAGAACAAGGCCCUUUCCAGGGGGCUCACCCCCGCCUCCAGCCCCCAGAAGCCAGAACUCAGUGCCAGGCCCACGACUGCAGGCCCCCCCCCGGUCCUGAAGGACAAGGCCACUGCUGGAGGACCUGGUGUAAAAUCUUUUCUGGAGCGCUUUGGAGAGAGGUGCCAGGAGCGCAGUAACCAGAGCUCCCCAGCAGGGGGCAGCACCCACACCAAGACUCCCACUGUCACUCCAUCAUCAGCCUCACCAAACACCCAGCGGGUACAUGAGCGGCUCAGAGCUGCACAGGCUGCACAGACCACCACCGCUGAUCUCACACAAAGACAGAAGCUGGAGAGGGAGUCUGAGCUGGCUCAGAUUCGCAGUCGCUUUCAGAAAGGAAAAGAUGUGUGGAAAAACAAAGAGGACGCUGCAGUAACCAAUAAAAACACGGACGUCAAGGAACAGCUCGACAAACCAGUGGAGGCUGAAGUUGCCCGAUGUGAGGAUGAACCCACAGCAGCCUGUAGUGAGAGGACAGAGGCGCCCACAAAGAGCAUCCCUGCAGCUCAGGCGUUGAUGCUCUCGCCUCCAACCUCAACAUCCAGUCCUCUGAGGGGGGGCUGCCAAACUGCAGAGAAAACAACCAGAGAAGAAGAAGAAGAAGAGGAGGAAGAAGAGGUGGUCAAGGAGGUAGAGCUGAAUGUGGACCAGUCCAUCAACUCUGCAGUGAUCAACGAGCUGUUUGAUGGAGUCCUGGAUCAGAGUGAUGAUGAGGGUGAUGAGGAAGAUGCGUUGAAUAUCUCCUCCAUGUCCCUCGUCACUCCGCUGGCAGAGACUGUGGCUGCUGUGAUGAAGAGUCCAGAGAGAAGGAUGAUGACGUCGACUCCGGCCAGCUCGUUCCUGGUGAAGAGCGACGUGUCGGACAACGUUUCCAAACCGAGCAAGUUCCAGAGAAGCAACAUGAAGCACAGCGGCGACGCCUUAGACGAGGAGCGCAGACUUCCGUACAGCAUCGAUGCCUAUAGGUCCAUCAGGGUGAAGGAGGUCGAGAGACCCACCGCCAAACAGGUGAUCGUGAGAAAAGAGGACGUUAGUCACCGGGCGGAGGAACCCAGAGGAUCCGGUGUCUCCAGUGUCAAACAGAAGAUGAAGAUUCUGACGAAUGAGCUGAACCUGCAGCAGACGGUCAUCCAUCAGGCCAGUCAGGCCCUCAACUGCUGCACCGACGAAGAGCACGGCAAAGGCUCUCAGGUGGAGGCGGAGGCUGAGCGGCUGCUGCUGGUGGCCACGGAGCGGAGGGAGGCGCUGAAGGCCGAGCUGGACCGACUGAAAGGAGACCCGGCAGGCCAGAAGAAGUCCUCCGCAGAAGCUGCCGGCCUGUCGGCCUCCACGGGCUCCGUCACCCUGCAGGAGCUGCGCCUGCCUCUCAAGGCAGACUUUGUGUGCUCCAUCGCCAACAAGCCAGAGUCCACCAAACAUUCCUUCUUCAUAAUGCUUCGUGCCGGAGCAGAGAACACGGUGGCCACGCCGUUGGCCAGCACACACCGCGGCCUCAGUGGAGACACGCUGGCCUUCCCCACCAAGUUCACCAUGUCUGACGUCUGCAGUGACUUUGCAGUUGAUAUUGAGGUUUAUUGCUUGGUGCAGAAGCGCGACGUCUGCAAUGACAAGAAGAAGAAACCAAAGUCCAAGGCCAUGACUCCCAAGAGAUUCCUCGCCAUCACUAAAAGUUCCCAGACACCAGUCGUGUCCAGUCCAGGAGGACCCAACGCUGUCCGCACCAGUAACUUCGUCCUGGUGGGAUCACACCGCCUCAGUCUGGCCUCUGUGGGGAAGAACAAGUUCCAUCUGGAGAAGGUGCCGUUCCUGUGCCCUCUGGAGGGCCACGUCUACCUGAAGAUGCAGUGUGAGGUGGGCUGCAGGGUGGAGGAGAAGGGCUUCCUGACCAUGUUUGAAGACGUCAGUGGAUUUGGAUCCUGGCACAGGAGGUGGUGUGUGUUGUCUGGAUACUGCAUCUCCUACUGGACCUACCCAGACGACGAGAAGAGAAAGAAUCCCAUCGGUCGUGUCAACCUGGCGAACUGCACCAGUAAGAAGGUGGAACCGGUCAACAGGGAGUUCUGUGCCCGACCCAACACAUUCGAGCUCAUCACGGUGCGACCGCAGCGAGAGGACGACAAAGAAACACUCGUCAGCCAGUGCCAGAACACCAUGUGUGUCACCAGAAACUGGCUGAGCGCAGACACGAAGGACGAGAGGAAUCUGUGGAUGAAGAAACUGAACCAGAUCGUGGUGGAUCUGCGGACGUGGCAGCCGGACGCCUGCAGGCCGCUGUAAUCCCUCUUCUAGCGUUGGACUGUCGGUAUCCACAAAGUGCAACACGGUGUCAGAAUUGUUAAAUAUUUGUACUUUAUAUAUUUUACAGGAGAUUAGUAAUCACACGCAGAAGGUGUAGCUCGGAGGAGAGUAAAGCCAUACUUUUGAAACAUGUCAGUAUUUUGUGUGAGUUUGGCGCCGUGUCUUUAACGUGCUGCUUUAAUGUUUGGGCUCGUGUUGCGUCGACACGCAGCGCCUGGCUUUAAGUCGUGGUUCAAAGCUGAACUCAAUAUAUAUAUAUGGUGUUGGAAUAUAAUGAAUAUUAUUUUGAGUUUAUCACAUUCUCUCCUGCAUGACGGCACAGAACUAUAUAUAUCUUUAGUUACUCGUUGCAGGACUUUCACGUGUUUCUUGGCGUGCACAUGUUUGAUCUCAGUUAUUGCUCAGCUUUAUUCUCUUUGAAACGUUUGUUCAGUGUUUACUUGCUUCAGCGUUGAAGGUAAAGUCUGUUCCAUCCUCGACACGUUCAACACGUUUAUACCUGAAUGCAAAGCGGAGUAAACGACUGAUUAGUGACGGUUUUUAAAUGAUCUUAAACCUUUUAGUGUAACCGUAUUGGUGUUAUGCUGAUGCCUAUAUAUGUUUUAUCAGCCGGACUUCACUCUGGGUUUUAAAAAAGGCUCAUUAGCAAACCGCUGUAAUAAUGUUCAGGCUCCUGUACCCUGAACAUUUGGGCAAAGUGCAGAUUUAUUUAUUUUCAAAGGAGUUUUAUUUGUAAAAGCUCAAAGCGAUAACAUCUGUAGUGCCGCAGGAGCCGCAGGUGCCGCAGGUGCAGCAGGUGCCGCGACCACACAGACUCUUAACUUCCUCGCGUUGUGCUCAUGGAGAGGAUGUAACAGACUACCUGCAGCUAAAUGUUCUUUCAGAGUUGUAAAAGAUGACGCUUUUUUAUCAUGUUUAUAAAGAAUACGAACUUCACCAGAUGUGUUUCUGCACGUUUGUCAGGUAUUUGUGGAUUCAUCAGAUGAAUAAAUAACGUGUUCCAUUCGACCAAAAGAGCUCGUUACUGAUGCUUCCUGUUGUUUUAUUGAAAUGUAACAUUAAAUUGAGUCUUCAAUGUGU